Messenger RNA from Acanthisitta chloris (rifleman), 841 nucleotides. RefSeq names its product cysteine and glycine-rich protein 2 (gene CSRP2). Gene Ontology annotation, biological process: muscle tissue development; sarcomere organization. Gene Ontology annotation, cellular component: cytoplasm; nucleus; Z disc. Gene Ontology annotation, molecular function: structural constituent of muscle; actinin binding. The record is from RefSeq and is a predicted model, not a curated record. The coding region runs from base 20 to 601 and encodes 193 amino acids. Lineage: Eukaryota; Metazoa; Chordata; Aves; Passeriformes; Acanthisittidae. The transcript has 5 exons.
CUGGGCGCACAGAACCACCAUGCCAAACUGGGGAGGUGGCAACAAAUGCGGCGCCUGUGGCCGCACUGUCUACCAUGCUGAGGAGGUGCAGUGUGAUGGGAGGAGCUUCCACCGGUGCUGCUUCCUCUGCAUGGUCUGCCGGAAAAACUUGGACAGCACAACUGUAGCAAUUCAUGAUGCUGAAGUCUACUGCAAAUCUUGCUAUGGGAAAAAGUAUGGCCCGAAAGGUUAUGGAUAUGGCCAAGGGGCAGGCACACUCAACAUGGACAGGGGAGAGAGACUAGGCAUCAAGCCUGAGAGCACACCCUCUCCUCACCGACCCACAAAUCCAAAUCCUUCAAAGUUCGCUCAGAAGUUCGGAGGGACAGAGAAAUGCUCUAGGUGUGGCGAUUCUGUUUAUGCAGCAGAGAAAGUAAUAGGAGCUGGAAAGCCAUGGCACAAAAACUGCUUCCGCUGUGCCAAGUGUGGAAAAAGCCUAGAAUCUACAACCCUAACUGAAAAAGAGGGUGAAAUUUAUUGUAAAGGUUGUUAUGCGAAGAACUUUGGCCCCAAGGGAUUUGGAUACGGCCAGGGAGCAGGUGCCCUUGUUCAUGCCCAGUGAGGGGGCUCAAAACCCCUUACAGCUCUGCUGAGAUCCUGCUAGAAGGAACAAGCAAGUUUCCUGUAUGUUACUAACUACUGUGAAACACAUACUAGUUACUGUAGUGCUUGGGCAUAAGUUCAGCAGACAAUUUAAAAAAACCCACACACACUGCUUUUUCCUUGCUUUGUGUAUCACACUGUAACACUUUUAAUACUGAGUAUCAAUUCAAUAAAGCUUUGCUUGUUGAUAUAUCCUAAA